CCCAUUUCCUGUUCUCUCCCUCCUAAGGGUUGACGAACAUACAAAUCACCCUGUGUCUACACCAUCGUCGCUAUCCAUUGGCUUACUCGUCGUCCGUACUAUCAAGUUUGAGAAGAUUCCUUUGGGGGCUGUCCUCUCAUAGUCCACCUGCUCGCGCUCUCAUCCCUCGCUUCAUUCCAUUGAUUGGCUCCCUUUGCAUCACUUCGACCAACCAUACAUCUUCUCUGCGAGACCAGACACAACCUCGUCCGCGAUCAGGUCCAACAAUAGUAACCACAGGCCGCAUCGGACAGCCUUGCAUCGUCCCUCCCUUACCUCUCGUUAUCGCCGCCGCCUAUCUGGCCGUGGAACCUGGGGAAAAGAAUUGUCAAUCUAUGCUGUUGUGAUAUCUGUCUUUGUUGCCUACCUGCGCUGGUCCGCUCUUUGACGCUCCUUGAACUGCCCAACAACUCUCCUACGAUCCUUACCGAAUUCUGUACGCGUCGCAUACGAAUCCUUUGCGCUUCGUCCUAAUACGAAAAAACCCUGUCCGAUCGCAUUCGGCACAGGCUUGCCUUUACUCAUGCGCUGAUAAUCCUCUCCUCCACCUGUCAAUCCACCAUCUGCUUUCGGCGCGUAUCGAAAACCCUGAGACGGCUAUGCUCGCAUCUCCCCCCACAAUGAACGGUGAUCAUGGACCUAUCUUGGAUCGGAACAACAUCAUCAAUGUAAGAGAUGGAGAAUCGCUCUACCAAAUAUGCAUCAAACUGCGCCGCCGGUUAUCGGGGGUCCCCGGUUUUCGCCCAUACUUGGAGGAGAUGGAGGAGCGCGAAGCCGAGGGUUCUGAUCCGGUUUCCUCGUUGUGGCAAUGCUUCCGAAGCGGCCUGCCGUUGCUGACCAUAUACAAUGCCUCAAAUCCCGAAGAAGGCGACCUACGAGUGGACACGAAGCGACCAGAAAGAAUAGGAAAAGAAGCCGCGUUUCUAUUCAUCAAAGCAUGCAUGCAACAGAUGGAGAUCCCGGCAGCUGACACCUUCACCGUCACGGACUUGUACAGCGAUAACACUACCGGUUUCGUAAAAGUCACAAAGUUGAUCAAUCGGGUCCUUGAUAUCCUGAGAUUGAGUGGGAAAUUGCAUCCUUCGACGGACAGUGAAGAUUCGCGGGAUGGUACAGACACCGGCUCAAAUGCGCCCGAUCAAGUACCAAAAACCCUAACGCGCAGACAACACAUCCUGAAGGAACUGGUUGAGACGGAGAGGCAGUAUGUCCACCAUCUACAGAAUUUGCAGGCGCUGAAGAAGGAACUGGAAGAGGUGGGUGCAUUGACAGGCGAUGCAAUCCAUAAUAUUUUCCUGAAUCUGAACAAUCUGCUCGACUUCGCGCAGCGAUUUUUGAUUCGGAUUGAGCAACAGAAUGAGACUCCUGCCGAGCAACAAAACUGGGGCAGACUCUUCGUCCACUACAAGGACCCUUUCAGACAGUACGAACCAUUCAUUGCCAAUCAAAGGAGGUGCGAAACUACAUGUCAACAAGAAUGGGAUAGAAUGGUUGAGAGGGCCAAAUCACCGUUGGCGCGACAAAUGCUGGCAAAUCCCACUAUCCUGAAUGGGUUCUUACUCAAGCCAUUUCAACGGCUGACCAAAUACCCGUUGUUGCUCAAGGACCUUCAAAACCAAACUCCAGACCAAAGUCUCAAAUCGGAUUUGACAGACGCUAUUGCAAUUAUCCAAGAUGUACUUAUGCAAGCUGACGCUUCUAUCGACAAAGAGACCCGCGACGACGCGCUACAAGACCUUCAAGAGCGGAUCGAUGACUGGAAGCAAUUGAACAUCACGACUUUCGGCGAGAUUCUCUUGCUUGGGACAUUCAAUGUCAUGAAAGAUAGCGGCAGUCGAUCGGACGAGAAAGAAUAUCACAUCUAUCUCUUCACCCGCAUCUUGAUUAUGUGCAAAGACGUCAAUGCUAAUAAGCCCAAGAACAGGUUGGCUAACAACAAACCAUCAUUGAGUCGAAAUGGAAAACCGAAGAUGAACUUGAAAGGGCGGAUCUACUUCACAAAUGUCAUCAGUGUGUCGUCCCAGUCAACUCCUGGAAGCUACUCACUACAAAUUUCCUGGAAGAAUGAGCAAGCAGUGACAGACACGUUUAUCAUCAAAUUCAAGAAUGACGAUACCUUACAGAAGUGGCACACUAUGAUUGAGACCCAGCGCUCGUCUUGUAUGUUGGAAUCCCGACACACGGGGACAACGUCCGAUACUCAGCUCCUUUCACUGCAAGGGAUGAACAUGGAGAAUCCUUACCUGAAUCAGGAAGAGGACGACGAUUACAGCAGACUGUCCGGUACGACAUACGGAGGAACUGACGCGACAGGAUACUCGGAGUUCAGCAUGAGUAGGAAUGCUUCAAGUACAAGUUUGCGGUCGCGAUCGGCAACAGGUGGUAGUGGCGGGAGCAAUCCACAUUUGUCGGCUGGCCGUAUGCGGGUGCCCACGAAUGACAUGGGGGGGUUGUCACUGAACACUCGAGGACUGCCUGUACAGUCUCCUCAAGACUCUUAUGGUGGCUCAUAUUUCUCUCCAAUCGAGCGAGAUUCAACAUCGCAAUCGACAAUGUCGGCGCGGUCAAGCUCGCAAUCGGCAUUUUCUGGUUACCACCGAGGUGCGACUCCUGUAAGCGGGGGUGGCCAGCGACCUGAGGAUUCGUACAGGAACACUGCGCCCGCGAUGGCCCGAAACGCCAAUGGCCAUGUGAAUGGAAAUCCCUACUUGGUGAACGGGCGGAAUCGAGGGCCACCACAAGGUCCAGGGAUGCCUCCCCCGCGCAUGAGGUCGGCAAGCAGUCCGGAUGUGCAUCCCAUGGUACAGCAGAGCCGCAAAUAUGUGUCUGGUGAACAUGCACCAAGCGUGCCUCCUAUCCCGGCACAUAUGGCGAAGCAAAUGGCUCCUCCUUCCAGGAGCCAGAACAAUUCUCCGAAUAAUGCUCCGCCAUCGAGGGGAGGAACACCACAAUAUGGCUUGCCCCAGGGACCCCGUCCCGGGAUGCAGAGUCACGGGUAUACGUACGACAAUUCUUAUGCAAACGAGGCCAGACGACCCGGACAUGCACCAUCAUUGUCGCAAGGCCGCACCUUUUCCCCUCCCGUAUCAUCACCUUCGAGCGACGGGGACGGGUACAUACCAAGCCAGCUGAAGGCAAAGGUAUGCUUUGAUGAGAAUUAUGUCUCAAUGAUCAUUGCCAGCAACAUUCAAUUCCGAUCGCUCGCUGAUCGCAUUGACGCAAAAUUGGCAAGAUUCACGAAUCACUCGAUUGCCUCGGGGUCCGUACGAUUACGCUACCGAGACGAGGACGGUGACUUCAUUUUGAUUGACAGUGAUGAGGCAGUACAUGAAGCACUACUUGAUUGGCGUGAGACACAUCCUGCAAAUGCGGUCAAUUCACAAAAUGCCGAAUUAUUGCUGUAUGCACAUGCAGGAACGAGCGAGGCAGCAUCAGGAUGAAGAAGCCAUACGGUAAGAUAAGACCUCCGAAUAUGGCAAAGGAUUGUUGCUACCCUGAGGUCUCACCAACCAACACAGUGUUGCUGGUGAUUCCAAAUACGGCAGGCGAACAGUUGUCUCGACGCAGAAGACGUGGAGAACAACACGAAACAUGAGCCAGUCCCAGUUCCACGCUAAAAGAGACGGGUACAUACAAGAUCGACCGCUGCCAGAAUACAUUGACAUGAGUUACGAAGUGAUGGGUUAUGAAGUUGGAUAAGGAUAAGAACAUGGAAUGUGGCGCCUCAAGAAGGGCAUUUUUGGAGUGCAGGCGGAAGUCUUGUCUGGUUUUCGGGACAAAGAUGCACUUGGCUGUGAUAUGCAAUGAAUGGACUAUAUUGAUACCUUACACUCGAUGUCGAGAACCGACAGAAUAUAAACCGCAUUGGUCUACAGUGGGGAGGUACGAGGUUCGUUGUGAGCAAAGGAGAAUCUGACAAUAUAGUAUCCUUUGAGAAUCAGUUGCUGCUGAAAUUGAGGUUCCAUUAAAGCGUC
Molecule: messenger RNA, 4013 nt
Organism: Exophiala xenobiotica
Lineage: Eukaryota; Fungi; Ascomycota; Eurotiomycetes; Chaetothyriales; Herpotrichiellaceae
Exons: 3
Coding region: 639-3479 (946 amino acids)
Biological process (GO): establishment of cell polarity; septin ring organization; intracellular signal transduction
Cellular component (GO): cytoplasm; mating projection tip; nucleus
Molecular function (GO): protein binding; guanyl-nucleotide exchange factor activity
Source: RefSeq, a predicted model, not a curated record